This is a messenger RNA of Xiphophorus couchianus (Monterrey platyfish), 1531 nucleotides long. RefSeq lists its product as uncharacterized. Lineage: Eukaryota; Metazoa; Chordata; Actinopteri; Cyprinodontiformes; Poeciliidae. Bases 55 to 1017 code for a protein of 320 amino acids. The transcript is spliced from 7 exons. The record is from RefSeq and is a predicted model, not a curated record. Gene Ontology annotation, molecular function: protein binding.
AGGCUUGGGUUUCCACUCAACCCACAGACUGACCCAGGGAGGCUGAAACUUAAAAUGGAGAUGACAACAUUUUUUCAUGCAUUGAUUCUGAUCUGCUCUCUCUCCAAAGCUCAGCUCCAAGCUGUGGCCGACAAUGAAAUUAUUUCACAUUUAAGACAAACUGGAUCACAGGGAGGAGAUGCAGGGAAUCUCUCAGACAAUCAACUAACUUUUGCACAGGACAUCCAUGCAGUGCUGAGAGAGAUGAGCGCCUCACUGGCUGAACUGAAGGUGGAGAUGAGGUACCUACAGAGAGAUUAUGAAGCUAAAACGAGAGAACUGGAGCUGCAGAAAGAUGAAUUAGACAAGCUGAAACAACAGUACCAAGCUCAGGCAGGAGAGCUGAGCUGUGUUAAAGCCCUGGCAAACAUCACUGAAGAUCAAGUGGAAUCUCUGAGAAGAGAAGGAGAAGUUAAUACGAAAGGACUGGAGGUGCAGAAGAAAGAGUUCGACAAGCUGAAAGAACAACACCAAGCUCAUGCAGAGGAACUGCUGAGAGUUCAAACCAGGGCAAACGUCACUGAAAAGCAGGUGGAGGCUCUGAGGAGAGAAGGAGAAGUGAAAAAAGUGGCUUUCUCAGCUUCCUUGUUGGCUUCAGGCAACCAAGGAGAAACUGGACCAUUCAACACACAGACACCGUUGGUCUUCAGACAUGUUGUUUCAAACAUUGGAAAUGCCUACAACCCAAAUACAGGUUUUUUCACAGCUCCAGUCAAAGGAGCCUACCACUUUGAGUUCUAUAUCUAUGGACAUGGACACGCUUCAUAUCCUGCAGCUGCUGUGUUGACCAGGAACGGAGAGCAUAUUUUUAUUGCAUAUGAACAUCAGCCUUCUCAUGCUGCUAAUGCUGCUAAUGGUGUCACAUUGCUGUUAGAGGUUGGAGAUGUUAUAUUUUUGCGCCAGUGGCGAAACUCAAGGAUUUAUGACAACAUAAAUCGUCACACAACCUUCAGUGGUCAUCUGCUUUUCACCAUGUGAGAAUCAAGCAGUGCUGAUCUUCAUCAUCAUCUCUACAACAUGUCAGAACUGACACGGAGCUACAGUGGUGUGAAAAAGUGUUUGCUCUUUUUCUGAGUUUCUAUUUUUGGAAUGACGAUGGAUACUUUUUAUCUUUGAAAAAAAAUAUAUCUUUUUUUUUCCAUCAACAAAACACAAACUUAAGAAAAUUCUUCACUGCUUUUUAAUGUUUCAGCAACAACAAGGACGUGGUUUGGGACUUAAUUACCAAGAAAAUUGCAGAUUUCACAUUUUUAUAUCUAUUUACUUAAUAAAGCCUCUACAAAGACCAAAACAAUAUAUAUUAAACGAGACCAAAUGUUGCCAUACCAGCUUUUUUCUAAGAUGAUACAUGGGUGUUAUUAAUGAUGAUGAUGCUUUUAUUGAGGAGGCGAUAAGAGAAAAUCCUCUUUAUCAUUUGGUUUAUAGGAUAAAGAAAAGGUAACUCUGGCUUUGCCUUUUGUUGUUUGUCUUUUUUUGUGCAAAAAAAUAAGUC